AUGGCUCUGGUUGCCUACAGAAACAUUCUGCGCGCCACGCGCAUUGCCUUCCGAGGCGAUGCCCCCGUCCUCGCCGCAGCCCAGAGCCAGAUCCGGCACGAGUUCCGGCAAAAGUCAUCACUCGACUCGGCCAGCGCCGACGCCCAGGCUGCCAUCCAGCACGCCCAGCAGGUGGCCAGGAUCCUGCGCGAAAACGUCGUCCAGGGGAGGAAGGCCGAAGGCCGAGACGACACUUAUAAGCUUCGCAUUCACGAACACACCGAGAGAGGAGACAACGAAAGCAUACUCACGGCUGGAUCGGACAGCGCCAUGGGAGGAUGCGGAUGCAGAUGA
Hirsutella rhossiliensis is the source of this 333-nucleotide messenger RNA. RefSeq lists its product as uncharacterized. Gene Ontology annotation, biological process: mitochondrial respiratory chain complex III assembly. Lineage: Eukaryota; Fungi; Ascomycota; Sordariomycetes; Hypocreales; Ophiocordycipitaceae. The transcript has 3 exons. The coding region runs from base 1 to 333 and encodes 110 amino acids. The record is from RefSeq and is a predicted model, not a curated record.